Messenger RNA from Bufo bufo (common toad), 3440 nucleotides. RefSeq names its product zinc fingers and homeoboxes 3 (gene ZHX3). The transcript is spliced from 4 exons. Gene Ontology annotation, molecular function: DNA-binding transcription factor activity, RNA polymerase II-specific; DNA binding. Gene Ontology annotation, cellular component: nucleus. The coding region runs from base 327 to 3029 and encodes 900 amino acids. Gene Ontology annotation, biological process: regulation of transcription by RNA polymerase II. Lineage: Eukaryota; Metazoa; Chordata; Amphibia; Anura; Bufonidae. The record is from RefSeq and is a predicted model, not a curated record.
UCACGUGGUCCCCGGAGAGCCAGUCAGCCUAUAGGACUGGGUUCUCACAUCGCCAACGGCUCCGCCUCCUCCCGGGCCCUGAAACUGUCGAGUGAGGGGAACGGAGAGGCCCUGACACCGGUUGUCGGUGGUGGACUCAGUAAGGCUGGCUUUACACGAUACAACCAUUUUCAGGAUCCUCCUGCGACUGCUGACGAUCUGAUUACAACUAAUUGUCUAGAAGUCAUCUUGGUCCAAGUGUAAUGCCUCGCAAACCAUCCACCUGACUUUGGUAGAUAACUAGUUUACCUUCUUAUAUUGGUUUUGUGGAACAAGAAAUUGACACUAUGGCCAGCAAAAGAAAGUCUACCACCCCUUGUAUGAUACCCAUCAAGACCUUAGCGGUGGAGGGUAACACUGAUAUAUCCGAAGAAAUCUCCAAAGAUGAACCCCAGGAAAUAUUACCAGAUGCAGAUCUUAUGGACGGUGAAACUGAUAUUCUAGCGAAUGGGCAUGAAAACGUUGACGGCAUGAGCUAUUUCUGCAAAUACUGCAACUACGGCUCUAAUGAGACCAGUCCAUUUGUUGAACACAUGAAUACUAAGCACCUUGACUUUAGAGAAGAUCCCUCAUAUGUUUGUAUCGCAUGCAGCUUUCUAGUAAAAGACCCUGAGGAACUAGAAUCUCACAACUCUGAUAGUCAUUUGGGGAACUCUGAUCUCUCCUGGACUGUGGCCAAGCACGAGAAUUACACUGUGGUGGAGCAAAGUAUUGGUCCCACUAACACCACUCAAGAUGUGGUUGUAGAGAGGCAUGCUGAUGAUUACUCCGAAUUAUCAAUUACUAAAACGCCCAUCAUGAAGAUUAUGAAAAACAAGCAAGAGAAGAGAUUACUCAACCACGUAGGUGACGAGUUUGAGAAAAAAAGCCGCACAACCCUUAGAAACGGCUCAGUUUCCACAAGUGGCGUCAACAACCUUGUCAAUUCUACCAUCUUGAAUGGAUCCAUAAUAGGAACUGUUCCUGUACUGCAACCCGGGGUGACUCAGCUAGUAUCCUUGAACUCUCCCCAAACUGUGAUCCAGCCCAAACUUUCCACAACUAUUAUUACACCAGUUUUACCCAAGCAAUCCUCUGUCCAGAAAAGUCAACAACUUCCCACUGCGAAAUCCCUCCCGAAAGUAAUGAUUCCUCUGAGUAGCAUUCCAACAUACAAUUCAUCCAUGGACUCCAACUGUUUCCUGAAGAACUCUUUUAAUAAAUUCCCUUACCCUACAAAGGCCGAGCUUUGCUAUCUAACCGUAGUGACGAAAUACCCCGAAGAGCAGAUCAAAAUCUGGUUCACAGCACAAAGACUUAAACAGGGCAUUAGUUGGUCACCUGAGGAGAUUGAAGACUCGAGAAAGAAAAUGUUUAAUACUGUAAUCCAGUCCAUUCCCCAGCCUGUGCCGCAGCCGACUAUAACUGUUUUGAAUGCACCACUCGUAGCAAAUGCAACUAAUGUUCAUCAGCUCAUCCAGGCCGCUCUUCCAGGCCAGAUUGUCAGUCAGCCACAAGGGGCAGGGGGUCUGCUUGUUACUCAGCCCAUUCUAACCAAUGGCAUUCAAGGAACUACUUCAGUGCCCAUCACCACAUCCUCCGUAGCCUCUGAUGAGGCCAGUACAGGAUCCUUAUCUGGGCUAGAUUUUGAUUAUCAUACAAUCUCGCCUGGUAUGCCGUCACCAAAUGCGUACGAUCCCAGUUCACGGUGCAAAAAGUCCCGACAGCAGCUCGGCGCGCUCAAAGGCAGCUUUUGCAAAAGCCAGUUUCCUUCACAUAGUGAAGUUGCGAGACUGACGAGAAUUACCGGCUUGGCAACCAGAGAUGUUAGGAAAUGGUUUAGCGACAAAAGGUAUCAUUUCCGCAACAAGCCAGCCUCUUAUGGGAUAGGAGCAAGUGACCAUGACCCCACCUCUGACAUGAUGUAUGCCAUGUUAAAAGACGCAGAUACAGAUUUUGCACUCCCAGCAAGUCACACGCCAUCUCAUACGCCAAGGAGACAGUCGUGGCAUCAGUCGCCAGACUUCACAGUCACAAGAUACAAGGAGAGGGCACCGGAGCAGCUGAGAGCUUUGGAAAGUAGUUUUGCACAAAAUAAUGAACCUUCUGACGAGGAGGUGAACAGGCUACGGACUGAGACUAAAAUGACAAGGCGUGAAAUAGACACCUGGUUCUCAGAAAAACGCAAGAAGGUAGCUGAAGAACUCAAGAGAAAGCAAGCUCGGUAUGAAGAGGAGGAGGAUGUUUCUGCUGAAGAGAUGGAGGUCUCUGAUAAAGUUUUUGAUGACUCUGUGUCAUCUCUAGUAGAUUCCUCGGUGUCGGAGAGGAAAGUAAACCCAAUAAAAAUCAAUUUGAAAGCUCUUCGUGUGACUGAAUCGGGGGACAACCUUGAGAGCUCAAAAGAUUAUACCGUACCUAGUAAUGGCAGUAGUAGGCCGUCAACGCCACAAAGAUAUAGACCGUCUACUAAGAAAACUGCCAAGCAGCGAGAUUCCUUAAAGCAGAUGUUUGUUAGAACCCAGUGGCCGUCGACUGACGAGUACGAUAUCUUGGUGGAGCACACAGGGCUGACCCGAUCAGAAAUUGUGCGCUGGUUUGGGGACGCCAGGUACUCCUACAAGAAUGGCAACCUAAAGUGGUAUGACAACUAUAAGAAAGUUUUUGCAAACAAUAAGCCUAUGUACGUAAAGCCACUUUUGGAUUACUACAGGAAGUGGCAUGCAUUGAACGAGGAACAUCUUGAAGAUUUGUGUGAGAAGACCAGCAUGACUGCGGAGGAGAUAAGGUCUUGGAUUGCACUAAAAUUAGAAGAGGACAUGCAGCCUCCAUUGGAGGAGGCUGGUGAGGAGCCACAGUCUGUCUGUGAAGAGACACCCGAGGUGCAGAUAAAAAUGCAGGAGGGCUGGUUAGAGCCAUCUGAAAACAGCGAGUCUUGGGAGCCUGCAUCUCAGGAGAUGCCUGCCGACUUGGUGUCAUCUCAGCCGUCGGUUGUCCAGCUAGAAGCUGACUGAACAAAAGGAAACCCCUCCGUUAACCAAGGGGAACAUGAUCUCCAGCCAACUCCACAGGGAUUCACUUGGCUAUGAAAUGUAUGCAUUGUGCCCCCCCAUAAGACACGAUGAGCACAAUGCCAAUGCAUAGGAAAUAAAGGGACCCUAAUGCCAGGAGCCAAACUCUGUCCAUUGUACAUACCAUAAUCCAGACUGUGCAUCCUUCAUUCUGUUUCAGGCUUUGUGCUGCCCUAUAGUGCUUUGUAUUUUUAUAUGCCCUGUUCAGUUCAUUGGUUUGUGUAUUGGUACAGAUGCUUAUUUAUAUUACAGAAUAAUAUAACCAUUUAGUAUUCUUGAAAUGAUUUAAUACAGAACUUUCUAGCGAGAAGCUUGUUUGGACUAACUGGUUGUAAAUAAAGUUUUGUUUCUCUC